Molecule: messenger RNA, 1128 nt
Organism: Homalodisca vitripennis (glassy-winged sharpshooter)
Lineage: Eukaryota; Metazoa; Arthropoda; Insecta; Hemiptera; Cicadellidae
Product: EEF1A lysine methyltransferase 2
Exons: 7
Coding region: 371-1093 (240 amino acids)
Biological process (GO): peptidyl-lysine monomethylation; peptidyl-lysine dimethylation
Cellular component (GO): cytoplasm
Molecular function (GO): protein-lysine N-methyltransferase activity
Source: RefSeq, a predicted model, not a curated record
AUAAGUCAAUUUGGAAUGUCUAUGUGUAAAUCUGUGAAUCUUUGUUAUAAUUUUAAAUCUCCUGCUGAAAAUAGCCAGCUAUGAUGUUGUGGAUUUUAUGGGGUAUUUUUGUUUCAGUUGCUGACUGCAAUUAUAAAUGAUACAUUUUUAUUUAGUUAUGUAAUGCUCAUCUCUAGAUUUUUUUAUUUAGCGAACAGAUUUCAUUUGUAAGUUUAUAGGUUAGAUUACAAUGACUGUCGUCCGCUGUUUUCUUCUCUCACUUUGGUAAGUGGUGGGAGCUGGCUAUGAAGUAUGGUGGGAGUAGUGAGUGGAAAUUCCUUGGUGGAAUUCAUCGGCAGUUUCACAUUAGAACUGAAUAAACAUAACAAGUAUGGAAGUUGGUGAACAAAAGGAAGCAGAUAAGGUACUCAAAUCACCUGAAACAGUGGAUGAGCUACCACCAUCGGAAAUGGGAACAAAAGAGUAUUGGGAUACUAACUACAGUGUUGAAAUUGAAAACUUCAAAAAUUACGAGCUCAUUGAUGAGGGUUGGUUUGGUGGCCAUAUUGUAAGAAGAUUAAUUGGAGAAUUUGAAAUUUGUUUGAAAGACGUGAAAAAAGAUGAUCCUAUCAUAGAUCUUGGAUGUGGAAAUGGUGUGUUAUUAUUGGGUUUGGCGGAUAGAGGACACACCAACCUGACUGGCGUUGAUUAUUCAGAAAAGGCUAUUGAGUUGGCAAAGACAAUAGCUUUUACCAAAGGGGUUGCACACAUCAAAUUUCUGGUCCUUGAUAUUGUCAAUGAAGAGGUAGCAUUAAAAGAUUAUGCAGUUGUCAUUGACAAAGGUACUUAUGAUGCAAUCAGUAUUGACCCAGAAAAUGCCCGUGCUAAGAGGGAUGCAUACAAAGCUAACUUGAUGAAGCUACUUAGACCUCUUGGAAGGUUUGUGAUCUCAUCAUGUAACUGGACAAAGGAGGAGCUUUUACAUGAAUUUAAAAGUGAUUUUGAGUACAUACCGCAGGAAUUUAAAGAUGAUAAUAAAUUCCAAUUUGGAGGUAAAACUGGAUCUACGGUCACUACAGUAAUAUUCCAACUCAAAAAUAAUGAGUAUACAUAGUAGUUAAUUUUAAUAUAUAUCUUUCUAAUAAAUAA